AUGGAGAUAUUGGUGAUGGUAAUACUAUUGGGGGAUGGUAAUAUUAAUAGAAAUAUUGGUGAUGGUCAUAGUAAUGCAGAUAUUGGUGAUGGUAAUAUUAAUAGAGAUAUUGGUGAUGGUAAUAUUAAUAGAGAUAUUGGUGAUGGUAAUAGUGAUGGAGAUAUUGGUGAUGGUUAUAGUAAUGGAGAUAUUGGUGAUGGUAAUAUUAAUAGAGAUAUUGGUGAUGGUAAUAGUAAUGGAGAUAUUGGUGAUGGUAAUAGUAAUAGAGAUAUUGGUGAUGGUUAUAGUGAUAGAGAUAUUGGUGAUGGUAAUAGUGAUGGAGAUAUUGGUGAUGGUAAUAGUGAUGGAGAUAUUGGUGAUGGUUAUAGUAAUGGAGAUAUUGGUGAUGGUUAUAGUAAUGGAGAUAUUGGUGAUGGUAAUAGUAAUGGAGAUAUUGGUGAUGGUAAUAGUGAUGGAGAUAUUGGUGAUGGUAAUAGUAAUGGAGAUAUUGGUGAUGGUAAUAGUAAUGGAGAUAUUGGUGAUGGUAAUAGUGAUGGGGAUAUUGGUUAUGGUAAUAUUAAUAGAGAUAUUGGUGAUGGUUAUAGUGAUGGGGAUAUUGAUGAUGGUUAUAGUAAUGGAGAUAUUGGUGAUGAUAAUAGUAAUGGAGAUAUUGAUGAUGGUAAUAGUGAUGGAGAUAUUGGUGAUGGUUAUAGUGAUGGAGAUAUUGGUGAUGGUUAUAUUAAUAGAGAUAUUGGUGAUGGUAAUAGUAAUGGAGAUAUUGGUGAUGGUAAUAGUAAUGGAGAUAUUGGUGAUGGUAAUAGUGAUGGAGAUAUUGGUGAUGGUAAUAGUAAUGGAGAUAUUGGUGAUGGUAAUAGUAAUGGAGAUAUUGGUGAUGGUAAUAGUAAUGGAGAUAUUGGUGAUGGUAAUAGUAAUGGAGAUAUUGGUGAUGGUUAUAGUAAUGGGGAUAUUGGUGAUGGUAAUAGUGAUGGAGAUAUUGGUGAUGGUAAUAGUAAUGGAGAUAUUGGUGAUGGUAAUAGUAAUGGAGAUAUUGGUGAUGGUUAUAGUAAUGGGGAUAUUGGUGAUGGUAAUAGUAAUGGAGAUAUUGGUGAUGGUUAUAGUGAUGGAGAUAUUGGUGAUGGUAAUAGUAAUGGAGAUAUUGGUGAUGGUAAUAGUAAUGGAGAUAUUGGUGAUGGUUAUAGUAAUGGGGAUAUUGGUGAUGGUAAUAGUGAUGGAGAUAUUGGUGAUGGUUAUAGUGAUGGAGAUAUUGGUGAUGGUAAUAGUAAUGGAGAUAUUGGUGAUGGUUAUAGUGAUGGGGAUAUUGGUGAUGGUUAUAGUGAUGGGGAUAUUGGUGAUGGUAAUAGUAAUGGAGAUAUUGGUGAUGGUUAUAGUAAUGGAGAUAUUGGUGAUGGUAAUAGUAAUGGAGAUAUUGGUGAUGGUAAUAGUAAUGGAGAUAUUGGUGAUGGUAAUAGUAAUGGAGAUAUUGGUGAUGGUUAUAGUAAUGGAGAUAUUGGUGAUGGUUAUUGUAAUGGAGAUAUUGGUGAUGGUAAUACUAUUGGGGGAUGGUUAUAG
This is a messenger RNA of Pecten maximus, 1548 nucleotides long. RefSeq lists its product as uncharacterized. Lineage: Eukaryota; Metazoa; Mollusca; Bivalvia; Pectinida; Pectinidae. The record is from RefSeq and is a predicted model, not a curated record. The transcript has a single exon. Bases 1 to 1548 code for a protein of 515 amino acids.